Messenger RNA from Gigantopelta aegis, 11821 nucleotides. Its product is annotated as polypeptide N-acetylgalactosaminyltransferase 5-like. NCBI's taxonomy places the organism in Eukaryota, Metazoa, Mollusca, Gastropoda, Neomphalida, Peltospiridae. The record is from RefSeq and is a predicted model, not a curated record. Bases 528 to 2444 code for a protein of 638 amino acids. Gene Ontology annotation, cellular component: Golgi apparatus. The transcript has 15 exons.
CACAAACACAGGUGCCGGGGAGACAACGCUCGCGGAGUGACGAUUCCUGACUCACGAAAGUUUUUAUUACAGCGAAAACAAGCGUGAAAUACGUAAACGGAUACGAUAUUACUGGCUGAGACUAGAGUGGUACCUAACAAGACAUAUAGAAAUCAAGGGGUCGAUCAUAAAGUAAAAACCAUUAAAUAUAGAAGAAAUACAGCUCCUACAGAUUUACUUUAUCCAGCUAAGAACUGAAGAAUAAACAACCAUUUCGUUGUUUCUGGACAAAAUAAUUACACAACUGUCUCCACUUGCAAAGGUCUGAGAGUUUUAACAGAUUAACAACAUAGCCGAUAUAUUAGGUGUGCGUUUUUGUACAACAGACCUGUCUUGGAAAUCAUAGUGAUGUGGUUUUGCUAACAGAUUCUUUGUGACAAGAUGUUGAGAUAGUAGGAGGAGGAGAGGACUCUAUAUCUCCUUAGGAUCAGGAAUUCCAUGAUUGGGAGUUACCUCCCUCUAGUCUGUGAUAACCGAGGACUGCCAACAUGGCUAGUAUAAUCCGCAGACGGCGCGGUCUGCUCAUCAAGGCUCUGCUGACAAUCCCCAUUCUGUGGCUUCUCUCCAUCGUCAUAUACGGCGGGCCAAGGUGGAUUACCACUUCAGAGAACAAUUCGGAUGAUGCUCGGAACGUAAAACAAGAGAACCCUUUGCGGCCACCACCGGAUGUAAAAAACGAUUUAAAUUUUAUACAUGAUAAACAUCUAGGUGAUUUAAAAAGAGAUAGUGAAGUUAAUAGAAAUAUUGUAAAUAAGAACGACGAGAAUAAUGUUCGCAACAUAGAACCACACAUAGGAGAGGACAAGCCUAUGAUCGACAGCCGGAGACACGAGGAGAGAGGAGUGGAGAAAAUGAAGCAGCUGACAAGGACGUUUGAUCCGAAUGCUCCUGGUGAACAGGGAAAAGCUGUGACAAUAAAUAAAGAAACUCUUUCCGCGGAGGAAAGGAAGAAGUACGACGAUGGUUGGCAGAAGAAUGCCUACAACCAGUACGCCAGUGACAUGAUCUCGCUCCACCGGAGUCUGCCCGACGUUAGAGACAAGGAGUGCAAGGAUGAGAAGUACCGCGACAAUCUCCCCGACACCAGUGUAGUCGUGUGUUUCCACAACGAGGCAUGGACGGUGCUGUUACGAACAGUUCAUUCAGUUAUCGACAACUCGCCGCCACCUUUACUAAGGGAGAUCAUUCUAGUCGAUGACUUCUCUGACAUGGAUCACUUGAAGAAGCCUUUGGAGGACUAUGUGGCCAAGCUGAAGAAGGUGAAGGUUGUGCGCACGAAGCAGCGUGAGGGUUUGAUCCGAGCUCGUCUCCUCGGCUUCGCGGCUGCCCACGGCGAUGUGAUCACCUUCCUCGACUCACACUGCGAAUGUGCGACAGGUUGGUUAGAGCCAUUACUUGACCGCAUAGCGCUGAACAAAACUAUUGUGGUGUGUCCCGUCAUUGACGUGAUCGAGGACGACUCAUUUAAGUACCAGUACGGCAGUGCCAAGGCCACCAGUAUUGGGGGUUUCGACUGGAAUCUGCAGUUCACGUGGCACAGCAUUCCCGACUAUGAGAAAAACCGCCGGUCUAAAGAUAUACUCCCAGUCAGAUCACCCACAAUGGCUGGGGGUCUAUUUGCCAUCAGUCGGGAAUAUUUCAAACAUUUGGGAACCUACGAUCCUGGAAUGGAUAUUUGGGGUGGAGAAAAUCUGGAACUUUCUUUUAGAGUGUGGAUGUGUGGUGGAACAUUAGAAAUCAUUCCAUGCUCCCACGUGGGUCACAUAUUCCGUAAACGCAGUCCGUACAAGUGGAAAUCGGGAGUGAAUGUCGUCAAAAAGAAUUCCAUACGAGUAGCCGAAGUGUGGAUGGACGAAUAUAAAAAUUACUAUUAUGAAAGAUUUAAUUAUGAUUUAGGCGACUACGGUGACGUCACUGAAAGAAAGGAGCUCCGAAAACGUCUCAACUGUAAAAGUUUUCACUGGUUUGUGAAAAAUAUUUACCCAGAUCUCUUCGUACCGGGAGAAGCAGUUGCUUCAGGGGAGAUCCGUAGCAAGGCGAAGCCGAUGUGUAUCGACAGCCCAGUGGACCACCACAACUACCACAAGCCAGUCAACAUGUGGCCCUGUCACAACCAGGGGGGAAACCAGUACUGGAUGUUGAGUAAGGCGGGAGAAAUCCGCCGAGACGACGGGUGUCUGGAUUACUCGGGAGGCGAGAACGUCAUCAUCUACCCAUGUCACAGUCAGAAGGGAAACCAGGAGUGGCAGUACCGAGAGGAUAACACUUUAUUUCAUGUGAACACACAGAAAUGUGCUGAAGUGACAGUUGACGGGAAGAAACUGGUAAUGAGGCCGUGUACAGGAGUCGACAGACAGAUAUGGCAGUGGAAGAAAAAGCCUCCCAGUGGAUCGGAGAGACAUUAGAGCUUUCUGUACAAGUGAAACGUUGUGGGAUGGUUGUUAUAAUUAUCAUAUCAGGACAUACACACAUUUUCGUAACUGUUUGGUGGAUUUCCCAGCAAACAGCUGCUUGUUGCAUACUGAAUGUUCAGUAAAAAAAGAAAGCACCCAUUCUACGCAGGGUUCUGUGACAGACUUUCCUAAAACUGUAGUUAUAAAUUGCCAUGUCUAUGCAAGUGAUUUUUUUUGGUUUAAUUUGACCACAGUAACCAAAAACUUAUGAUUUGAAGUAUUUUCCUUGGCAUGAUGAAAUGUGAGAACUUGCAUUCCAUUAUUCCUCGAACCGUGAAAACGAUUCUGUAAUAUGAAUUGUUUAUUCCAUCGUGCCUUCGGUUAACGAUGCCUUGUAGAAGUGCGCAACUCCAAAGACAUUUUGUAAAUGCAUUGACAUAAAAUUGUAAUACACAGGAAUAUCUUUUGAUUGUUACCUGUAUAUUACCUUAAAGUCAUGUGAAUAAUAACAUGGAUCAUAACAAAGAACUUAAGUGUGCGAUGUAUACUUAAGAAUUAAAAAAAUAUAUAUAUAUAUUGUUUAUUAAACUAGCUGGAAAAGAAAUAUUUAGUGGUAACUUGGUGUUUUGGUGGAUUAACUCGUUUGAAAAAUAGUAAAGAACUUAGAGCACAAUGUGUACUUAAGAAAAGAUAAACAUUUAGGGGCUGGGUGGGAUUGUUAGUUAAACUAGCUGGUAUACUGGUGUACAGGUUGAUUUAACUACUGUCAAAAGUUGUUAUUUCAACCUCUGUUAUUCGAUCAGCCCAGGAAUCUGGAGAUGGAGAAAUGCCCCCCCCCCCCCCCCCCUCCAAAAAACAAAAACAACCCAUUUCAUUAAACAAUUAUUAUGCUAUCUUGAACUACCAAUUUCUUGAAAGAUUUGGUUCAGUCUGUUCAACAUGUAGAUGUUGAAGUUUGACUAAUUUGAGCAUUUCUUACCUACCUGGUUAUUGUCUGGUGGGUCGUACAAAUGUUGUAUGCACCACCAGGUAUUAGUUGCUAAAUGACAUCAUUUCAGUAAGUGACGUCAUCUUCCCCGGUCUCAGCAUUCACAUGUCUUAUUGAGCUAUGUUGCAAGUAGUUGUCAGAUUUUACCUUAUUUAAAGGUGGGUAAUAAAUCAAAUACAAAUUUUUUUUUCUAGAUAUAAUUUUCACGAAACUCAUGAACUUCCCAUAGUAUCUGAUCUCACGUUUGUUUGGUUAGAUACCAUGCGAAGUUAUGCGUUUCGUGAAAAUUAUAUCUAAAGAAAACUAGUGUCAUAUUCCAUAUGUAUGUCAUCAAUUUAUGUAACUAUUAGUAAACUGAAUUGAUGUUGUUGUCCAGUUUCAAAACAAUUUAAAUGUUAAUUUUACAAUAAAGUAAAGAUAAAACUGGACAAAAACAUGUUUUGCCAAGUUGUAGCUAAAUAUCAGGAGAUAUUAAGGCUGUUUCAAUUUUAUUUUUAAAAAAUAUUGAAAAUCCUGCAUUAAAUUGCUUUUUGACUAAAAUGAAAAGGUACCAUUGAGUUAAUGCCUUAUGAGUUAUUGUCAUAAUUUGUAUCCCCCAUCUGCUGUUACAUAGUGAUGUACAGAAAGGGAUUAAGAAUGACAUCACAUCCAUAACAGUGUCAUCCUUGUUUUCAAACAAAGUUUGGAGCAGUUACCUUAAGUCUUUUAUAAGACGUUUUGUGGGGCUUUUAAGUGAAAGGAAAACUAGGAAUAACUUCUUCUUUUUUAUUGUCAAUACAGGGUAAAAUAGAUUUUAAACCAUAUAGCUCAUGGUUAAUAAUUUUAUUAUAAAUUAACCUUUAAGAAACUGUAGUUUCCAAAUUCAUCUUUAGUAGCCAUAUAAUGUCUCCCAUAUCAAAAGAGUAUAGUCAUAGUUGUCUCCCAUGUCGGAUGGAUACGACAUGAUAUAAAAUGAGUUUAGAAUGGGAUCCGGUUAAAAUUUCCAACACUGUUUUUCUUAACACUGUAUAAAGGUUAUGACAAGCAUUACAGCAAGACAGUGGUAUGUUUUGCACUGUAAUCUUUGUCAGUGUGGGUUUUUACCAGUGACGUGGUUUUUGUUUUAUGAAUGUAGACAUUUUGCAAUGAUCUCAAUUUCAACAUUCACCUCAUACUUUAUGGUUAUAAGUUGUUUAGCGGGGCAAUUCUUUUCCUUGGUCGUCAUUUUUUAAUCCCAACUAACCAGGGUCCCAUCUUUAUGAAGCUGUCUUAGUGCUAAGGUUAUCUUAAGUGCAUAAUAACCUAAUGAACUUAAGACAAUCUUAGCGCUAAGAUCGAUUUGUAAAACUCGGUCUUGCUCAAUGGUUGAAACAUGUUUUGGGGUUGUAGCUGUUCCACGAGGGAUGUUAUCAUCGCCGAGAAGACUUGAAAAUAAAAAUUAUUCUUGUCUGUAAAUCUACAUGUAGAUGUACGGUACUUGAAAAAUGUACAUGUAUUUUCAUACAAAAACAAUAUCGAAAACAAAACAAAAGCUUUCUAAUUUUGAAAUUGAGAAAUUUGAUCAUUUGUAUCUGUUAGUCAUAGUACAAACCAGCUGUGACUCAAGAUGGUAAUGUGUAUACUGUCACAGUUUUGUCAAAAUGCCCCUUAUAGGCAUGUACAGAGAUACAAUUUUCAACCUGAUUCAGCAGUUUUGUCAUUUACUUUAUUGUUAAACUUCAUGUUGGGCUCAGUGUAUAUUUAAUUUAUUAUUUCUGAGUGCCUUUUAUUGGUGGGGGUUUUCAAAUUGAGGUGAAGCCAGUCAUUCUUUAAAUUAAUAGUUUUGAGUUGUGUAUUUAUAUGUGGCAAAUGCAUUAGGUAUUUCUUUGUCAAAAUGGCAACAUUAUAACAUCUGAAUAUUACCCAUGUCAAGCGAAUAAUUUCAUUGUUUGCUACUUCAUGGUCCCAGUACUUACACUAUACACACUUUUUUAUUAUUGCCCCAUGGGACAUGUCAGGUAUAAUAUUCAUACUGGCUUCAUAAUUAACAUAUAUGUAUAGUUUAUUUUUCUCUUUGCCUGACACUAAUUUCUAUACAAAGAAAACUUAACUGUGGACUUUCGAUUACAAAUGUACUUUAGCUGGCAUUACUUCAUACCUCCUGUAUAUGUGUAUGUACACUGUGUAAUAUUUAACAUUCCCUCAGCUUGGCAAUGGCUGGUUGCCUGUAUGACAUUCCACGUAGAAAUCUACAAAGAUCUAUAUGUAGAAAACUACAAAGAUCUAUAUGUAGAAAUCUACAAAGAUCUACAUGUAGAAAUCUAUAAAGAUCUACAUGUACAUGUAGAAAUCUACAAAGAUCUACAUGUAAAUAUCUACAAAGAUCUACAUGUAGAAAUCUACAAAGAUCUACAUGUAAAUGUCUACAAAGAUCUACAUGUAGAAAUCUACAAAUAUCUAUAUGUAGAUAUUUACAAAGAUCUACAUGUAAAUGUCUACAAAGAUCUAUAUGUAGAUAUCUACAAAGAUUUACAUCUACAAAGAUCUGCAUGUAAAUGUCUACAAAGAUCUAUAGGUAGAUAUCUACAAAGAUUUACAUGUAAAAAUCUACAAAGAUCUAUAUGUAGAAAUCUACAAAGAUCUAUAUGUAGAAAUCUACAAAGAUCUACAUGUAGAAAUCUACAAAGAUCUACAUGUAGAAAUCUACAAAGAUCUGCAUGUAGAUACCUACAAAGUUCUACAUGUAGACAUGUUUUCUCUUCUCGUUGCUUGAAUAGUGUAACACACACUAUAUAUUUUGCAUCCUCAAACUACAUAUAGUCAAACAAAAGUUCAUGAAACAUUUCUUAUUAGUAAUGGUGUGUGCAGUCUUGUAAUAAGUACAUUUAAUAAUGGUCUUCCAUGUUCAUAUCAUCAGUAAAAUAUUCAUUGGUAUAAGCAUUACAAAUUUAACAACUUAUAAUUGCAGUUCCCUUUCAAUGUUAAACUGUUAUUUUUACUCUGUAUUGAACAUAUGUGCCACGACCAUGUGUUUAUUGAUAGAUUCUCUAACCAAAGAAAACAUUUAAUUUAUGAAAAUAUUAAAUACUUUCUUUUUAAUUGAAUCUAAUUUUCAUUAUUUUUUAUGCAUUUUAAAUUUAUUAGUAAAUGCUGCCAAACUGUUUUUUCUUGUUCUCUUUUUAACAUAUUUUAGUUUGAGAAUGCAAAAGACAUUAGGAUGUCCUUGUUUCAUUUCCGGUUAAAAUGUUUUGUUAAAAUGUAUAUACGUUUUUGUACAUGUUUAUUAGUGUUGGACCAAACAAAUCCAAAAUUGUGUAUAAAUGUUAAAGAAUUCCAUGCAUUAAUAGUUUUUUUAAAUCACAUGUAACAUAUUGGAUGAUAUGUUGUGGAUGAUAUGUGUUUUGUGAUGGAAAAUCAGACAUGUGGUUAUAGAGUUUAACAUGCAUUUAUAUUUAUGAAAAUAUCUAUGCUAUUAGAAUCUUAUGUUUUUAAAAUAUGUGAUUGGUAGCUUUCCUGCGUCCAUAGCAGUGGGUAUUUUUGUUGCAUCAAUGCAUUUCCAAGGGUAAUGUUUCUCUUUUAUUCUGCUUGUGUUAAAGCUAUUUAUGUAUAUACAUCUAUAUUUGUAAAAACAGAAGAAAAAACAUAAUUAGCACUGCACAAGACAGAGGGGUUUAUUUUUAUUGCUUAGUGUGUAGAUAGACUUUGGUUACAGAUGUAAUGUCUUUCUGUUGAUACAUGCUAUCAGAUGUAUAUGUGGGACUUUGAUCACAAUGAGAAUUUUGUAUCAUCAGGUGGUUUCUUAUGUACGGUGUGUUCGUCUCUAAAGGUUACAAUGUGGACAUGCAUAUCACAAUGUUAUGUUGUUGUGAGUGUCAAAUACAUUCUUCCUUGUGAAGGACAGGGUCUGUGGUAUGUACUGUCCUGCCAGUAAAAGACUCCUUGCUUCUAUUCAGUAAGAGGACCUGUGUUACUGCUGUGUGUUCUCAUCUGACUUUUUAGACAGUGUUACUAUAGCCACAAUAGCCGUAUGUAGGUCACUUAUUUUCUGACUUUUUAGACAAAUUCUUAUAAUAGCCACAAUAGCCAUACAUAUAUGCUUGUCACUUAUUUUCUGACUUUUUAGAUGGUUACAAUAGCCGUAUAUAGGUCACUUAUUUUCUGACUUUUUAGACCGUUAAAAUAGCCGUAUGUAGGUCACUAUUUUCUGACUUUUUAGACAAAGUGUUUAAUAGCCACAAUAGCCGUAUGUUGGUCACUUAUUUUCCACUUGUGCGAUUUUUGGACGCAUCCAAGAAAUAUAUUCUAUGAACAUCAUUGACAAUGUUUUCGUAAGACCGGCAAGAUUUGUGAUAGUCAUGCGGUUUAAGGCCUACGAGCCAUACAUAGUUUAAAAUAUGCUGAGGUGUCCUCAAACAUUCCUUUCCUUUCUAUUGUAAACGGCUGUGUGUUGUAUGGACAAUAUCGGCCUAUAGCCACAUUUGAUAGUAACUGAUGUCAAACAUAUAAUAAUACCAGCCUUUGGUAUCGACAGUGAAAUAUUACAAUGCAAUACAAAUAUUUAGUCUUCAUUGAAAUGAUGAUAUAGUUUUACAACUGGUGGAGAAAUAAAAUAGUGUCAAUAGUGAAAAUUAAAUAUCAAUAACAUUUUCUUAUUUAGAAUAUUGCAUCUGUAUUUUUAGUCUUUUUGGUUGUCCUGAUGUUUCUUUACCUAAAACUGGAUUUUACUUCCUAAUAUUAUAUUUUUUUAAUGUAUACAAAAUUAUUAGGAGGUGAAAUCCAUUUUAAACUACCACAAACAGUAGUUUGACCAAAAACAUGUUGACAUUUAAUUAUAGGACCCUGUCCUAAAGAAAGAGAUUUCAAUAUCUAAGUUUCUUCCUUAAAAGUCUUUAUCAACAGAUUGCAAUGGCUGUAAAAUUUGGAAUAACCCUUUAACGAUUUCCUUAAUACUGUUGUCGAUUUCAAGACACAUGGAUGUGAAAUAACAACUUACAUCUUACAUAUUCACAAAGCUCUGCCAUUGUUGUCGCUUUAAAGACAUAUUUGUGAAAUCAAAAUUUAAAACUUAUAUAUUCAUAGUUGAAUGCCAUUAUUGUCACUUUAAAGAGGCAUAUUUGUGAAAUCAAGAUUUAAAACUUACACAUUCACAUAGUUGAAUGCCUAUUGUCAUAUUAAACAUGCAUAUUUGUGAAAUCAAGAUUUAAAACUUACAUAUUCACAUAGUUGAAUGCCAUUAUUGUCACUUUAAAGAGGCAUAUUUGUGAAAUCAAGAUUUAAAACUUACACAUUCACAUAGUUGAAUGCCUAUUGUCAUAUUAAACAUGCAUAUUUGUGAAAUCAAGAUUUAAAACUUACAUAUUCACAUAGUUGAAUGCCUAUAUUGUCAUAUUAAACAUGCAUAUUUGUGAAAUUGGGAUUUAAAACUGACAUAUUCACAUAGUUGAAUGCCAUUAUUGUCACUUUAAAGACACAUAUUUGUGAAAUCGGGAUUUAAAACUUACACAUUCAUAUUUAUGUGCAGAAUAUAGCAGUGAUGCCAAUUUCUACUGGCAUGUAUAAGAAUACAAUGCAGACAUCGAAAUAAGUCGAGAACGGUCGUUCAGGUUACCGGGAGGCAUUUCGUUCUUGACAAAAAUUUCAAGAAUGGUAGUGCAUUCCGGACUUCCACGUUUCAUUUUCUUGUAAGGAAUUGCAUCGAUGUUCGUGCGCACUUGUGCAAUUGCAAGCAAUUAUAGUCACUCCGCGUUUAAGCAGCAUCCACUGGAUGAAUUUAUUUCCGCGUUUCGUUUUCUCAUACCAAAUUGCACUGAUGUUCGUGGGCACUUGUGCAAUUUUGGCAAUCCGCGUUUAAGGCAACGCCCAUUAGAUAAAUUUACUUCCGGAUUUUGUUUCUUGUACCGAUGUUUGUGUGCACGAUACAAUUUCAGAACGACUGCGUAGUAAUAACAGGACUUCUAUUCUAACUUUCAUAUAGUUGUGGAAACCUAUAGGUUAGGUUUCCACGACUAUUUUUUGUGGUAACGUUGAAAAUGUUAAUGAUUUUGUCAUUUAAAUUUAUAGGUGAUUUUACACUAUCACAUUUAUUUCAUGUAAAUAUUUAUUGUCAUUUAACAUCAUAGUUGUUGGAACCGAAGGUAAUACAUUGGCCCCUCACGUUGGCAGGUGAAUUAAUACAGUACUGGCACCUCCAUUUGCUGGCUUCUUCUGAUGCCAAUGAAUAUCAAUAAAAGCAAGUUAUUGGUGUAAAAACAUUGUUAUAUCUAUGUGGGCUUCCUUGUAAGAACCAAACAGUAUUGUGCCAUAUUCAUCAAUAUCGUUGUUAGGAUAUUUGCACUUGUUGAGUUGGUCAGCCUUGUUUUAUGCUUACAUACCUACCACAUGCAGGUGUGUGAGAACUCGAAUGGGAAAUGUCUUAUUUUCUACGGUGGCACAGAACUGCCAUCGACAUAAUGACGUAAUUUAGGGGUACGGUUAGGUUUAGUUUUUACAAUAUAUUUGUGAUAAAUUUCCACAUUAUUUUGGCUUAAUUAUAUCAUUAUUUUUGACAAAAUGCCUAAAAAUAUAUAAUUUUGUUGUAUAAAUGGUUCUAAAUUAUGUCAGUUCUAUAGCACCAUAGUUUUCAUAAUGAACCAAAUGACAUAUUUGUGACCAUACAGUCAGAACGUUUUUCAGCCUGUCUCUCUUUCUCUCUUGGUGUUACAAUUAAUGUAUGGCUGGAAACAAGAAUUUAAUAACUAUUAAAACAAGAAUUUAAUAACCAUUAGUUCUUCUUUAAAUAAGUGAAGGUGGUGGUGGGGGGGGAAUAACCUUAUAGCUAAGGUUGACCAAUAAAUUAUUGACCAAAUAGAAGUAACUAGAAAAUAUAUGUAUGCUUUUAGUUUUUAAUAGAUAUAUAAUUUUACUGGCCUUUAUAUGAGACAUGAGACUAGCUCAACUCCUGCAGUUACGAAAAUGUCCAUGGCAAAAAAAAUGUCAUGGAGAAUUAAAAACUCCAGGACAAUCUCCUUUGCCGAUUGUCGUUGGCAGUUGCAGGCAGUUGCAGGGGUCGGCCCUAUCGGCUCCCACCCAGAUCGAGUUUUAAGGACUACAAUUAUAAGGCCCCUACACCAACUUCUCUCUCACUAACCACCAACAAUGAACCACAAACUCACUGUCCUCGACAGACAGCGGUGUGCACAGGACAGUGUGCUUGAAGAUAAAUUGAAAAAUGAGAAUACAUUUGGUGUUGCAAUAGAAAUGAAUAUUUUACUAGAACUACAUAACAUUAAGUGUUCCUCUGCUGAUUGUGGCUUAAUGUCAGUGUGCUAAAAGUCUGUCAAAUGAAAUGAAAUUUUAAACUCUGCACUGUCUAUAUUUCUUAAAUUCCUCUCACAUAUCUUGUGUGAUCAAAUUAAAUAUAUCAAGUACUAGUACUUGACUUGCAUUUUCAGCACGGUCUACUACAGUUUUAAAAUCUUCUCUAUCUAAUACAUGAAUACAGUACAAAUAUACAUUUUAAAACAUUUUUAAAUAGUAGUUUCAGUAUUUUAAACAUUUGGCUUCUUGUAUAUAAAUAUUAGCAGAGGUUGAUGGAAGUGAGUGGAUUUUAAAAAAGCAUCUUUCGUGGCUCUCUGUUCCUAUUUAGAACCGAAUAUUUAAUUUUUACGUCUAACAUGACAAUCUUUGUUCUUCUUAACAGAGCAGUAUUGACUUAAGCACGAGUGCCAGUUUUGACUGAUUACUGGUAUAGGAAUUGAUUUAAACCGGUACUGGUGCCACUGGAAUAGUUCAGUAAAUUAAGUCUGUUGACUUGUUGAUAAUAAAUACAUCAGUUAUUUACCAAUCAAUAAAAUAAAUACCACUUUUAUGAAGACACUUUCAUCUCAAGAUGAUAUUGUCUUUAAGAAAUUAAACAUUCUAGAAAAUUUUCAUGGAUUCUUUUCUUUCUGUUUUUAAAUUAAAGAUCAGUGACAUUUGCAUGACCAAUAACUAAUAUAUUGAUUUCUGUAGUAUAUAAUUAUUUGUGAGAUUACAUAUAAUCAUUUGGCAUAAUUGCAAAUGUAUUUUCCUGCAAUGUUAAAAAUGUUUCAAUACAUUGUACUUUUGAGAUUGGUCGCAAUUAACAUUUUCACCUACAUUAGGAGACAUUUAAAAAAAAUUGUCAAAAAAUUAAUCUUACCGAUUCAAAAUUGUUUACGGUAUAUACACUUUUAACAAUGGGUAGGAAGUUGCCAAAAACAGGAAGAGUACAAUCCGAAGUUUUCACAAAAUGUAGUUUUGCAAACAUAUCUCUAUUUAUGAAUGGUAGUGUGUGUUUCAGUAACAUUUGUGUUAUUAAUUAUAGCGAAUGUUAAAUGAUUGUAUAUUGUGCUGCUGUUAAUUAUUGAAAAUCCAGAAUUUACUGCUGUUGAUGUAUAAUUUUAUUGGCAAAAUAAAGUGCCUUUGAAAUAAAUGUGAUUUUCUA